GUGCAGUCGGGAGGGCGGAUCAUCGUGAAGGCAACGAGACUACAGUACGCCCGAUAAACUGUCAAAAAAUAGUCAACAAAGGACUCUCAGAAUGGCAGACUUGAGUCUGAGCGACGCUCUGACUGACGGUGUGCCCCAGUCUGGCCCGGAGACCCUGGUGGAGCGCGACUUCGUGGCCCAGUUGGAGGCCGAGACCUUCGACGACCAGGUGGGCGAGACCGUGGGCAAGACAGACUACGUCCCUCUACUGGACGACGACGACGGCAAGCAGAAAGAUGCAGUGCCGGGGUUGGAGAAUGGGGAGGAGGGCCAAGAGGCCCAACACCCUGGACUGGUGAGUUCUGCAGUGACACCGGGGGGACUGAUUACAGCGUCACGCCCAGAGCCUCAGGGGGAAGUAAGGCCGUGUUUGGCUGAACAACAGGCCUUCGUUCCAGACUUCCUACCAGGCUCCAUGGCUGGUUUCUCAGAUCAGUGGGGAGUCCAGCCCAACCAGUCUCAGAUGAUGGACCCCAGCCACGCAGGGAGCUUCCCAGGGUUCUCCCAGCCGGCUGGAGGUGUGAGCAUGGACGUGGGCGUGGCCCCCCUGCAGGGGGACCGCCCCCCCAGCAUCGCCGAGCCCCAGAGGCCGCCGCCCAUGCCAGCAGAGCCGCAGGUGCCCUCCAAAGACACUGCCGCCACCCCAAAAAAUAUCAUGGACAUGUCUGCAGGUGCCCUAGGCGAGUGUUGGCCGGACGAGGCCGGCAUCCCCUCCGCCCUGCCCUUCACACCCAGCGUCUCCACGGUGAUCAGUCGCCAUGCUGGCCAGUUGGCCGAGAGCCCCCAGGAAGCGCCGGACCCCCAGUGGCCGCCGCGUGAGAGCGGCGUGGGGGACGAGCGUGACGCGGACGCUUCGGACCGCAAACAACAACAACAACAGCAGAAGAAGAAGAAGAAGCGGCGACCCCGCGACGAUGCCUUCGACUACGUGGAGGUCAGGGGUCACGGCGAGCCCCAGGGGGAGAACACGCCGCCGCCGGCCGCAGACAGCUCCCACAGAUCCCCACGCAAGGAGGGGGGGUGGGAGCGGGAGGAGGGGGGACGCAGCGGAGGCGGCGGGGGGAGGGUUAAGAAGGGCAAGAGCCGGAAGAAGAUUCCGGAAGAGUGGGCGAUCAAUGCGGAGCCCUUCGUCCCGGCCUCAGCUGCGGCCAUAUCGGUCCAGAGGCAGGAGUUUGGUGGUGAGCUGCUGCCUGAAGAGGGCGCCAUGCCCGCCUCCCUCACACAGGACCUCCUCUGCCUGACCGCAACCACCCCCUCUGCUCCCGCCACUCCAGCCAAUCAGGCCGCAGCGUUCUCGCCCAAGGGCAUUGUGACGUCAUCGCCCAUGCCCGAGGGUUCCUUCUCCAUGGGCCUCCAAGACUCCCUCAUGGAUGCCGACAAUUCCUGCUUCGGGGACGGCAAAGACGCCUCCUUCCCUCUGCCCAUGACGCUGGGCAAGGCCGCCCCGCUGGCCGCUUCCCCUCUGAGUAACGCCAGCCCCUUCCUGGCAGACAGCGGCGUUUACGAUGACACCAUGUUUGUGCCGGAUCAUUCCUUCGGCGGCUCGUCGUCUGCGGCCGACGUCUCUGCCAGAGAUCCGAUGCUGGCGUUCCAGAGCGCUGGGCUGGACACGCCCAUGGAGGCGCUGAUCUCGGCUCCGCCCUUCACCCCGUCCGGCGCCGUCUGGUCCCUCAACGACUCGCAGCACAACAACAACAACCACGGCGACCCGUUCGGCAUCCCCGGGAUGACCGGUCUCGACUUCGACACGUCUGCCCCUGCUCUCUCCCCUGCCCCGGUGCCCGUGGCGGCCUCCCCCAAAGAGAAGACCCCCAGAGAUGGGCAGAAGUCGGGCAGGAAGUCCCGCACGUCUUCCUCAUCCUCGCCGAAGAGCCCCACGUCCCCCGGCGCGGGGAGGCUGCCGCCCUCAUCGCCGUCCCAGAACUCUGGUCUGAACCCCGCAGCACCGCCGUUCUUCCCCAGCUUCGCUGAGCUCCAGGAGCCCCUGGCUGCGCUGCCCGCCCAGUGCCCGCUGGAAGCAGACAAGACGGAUAAGCCUCACAAGAUGGAUGGCUUCCAAACAUUUGACGACUUUGACAUGUUUGAUAAAGCAGACAAGACCGAGAAGGCAGAGCCAAAAGGCAACCUGGAGAAAACAGAGAAGAUUGACAUGUUUGGAAAGUUGGAGAAUCUCGACAAAAUGGACAAGGACGAGAAGGCGGACACAGUCCGGAAGGCAGAGAAAGACGAGCACAAAGAGAAGGAUAAAAUCGAGCCUGUCGAUUCAAAGGCAAAGACUGACAAACCUGAAACGCCUCAGAAAGUUGAAAACGCAGAGAUGAAAGAUCAAUCUGAGAAAGCCAAGGAAGCUGAUAAAGUUGAAAAUGUGGACCUGGCUGAAAAGGCGAAAGAGACUGACAAGGCAGAGAAAGGUAAAGAAACAGAUAAGAUAGAAGAAGUUGAAAAAAUGGAAAAGGCUGACAAAUUUGAAGCUAAGCCAGAGAAACAGGAAGUGGAGAAGGUGGACAUGACUCCAAAAACAGACGACAAGAAAGUGGAUAAGAAAGAUGACAAGUUGGAGAAGAAGGAGGAAAAAGUGGAGAAGAAAGAUGAAAAAAUGGAGAAGAAAGAUGAAAAAAUGGAGAAGAAAGAUGAAAAAGUAGAAAAGGAGGAAAAAAUGGAGAAGAAAGAUGAAAAAGUAGAAACAAAGGAGGAAAAGGUGGAGAAGAAAGAUGAAAAAGUAGAAAAGGAGGAAAAAGUGGAGAAGAAAGAUAAAAAAGAAGAAACAAAAGAGAAAAAGGUAGAGAAAAAAGAAGAGGUGGUAAAGAAGGAAGAAAAGAAGGGAGAAAAGGUGGCACAGAAAGCUGAAAAGGAGAAAGCUCAAACACCAGCCAAGACUGACAAGAAGGAAGGAGUGGACAAACUGAGCAAGGCAGAGAAGCCCGAAAAGAAAGAGAGCGCUGAGAAGAAGACGGCCAAAGUGGCGGAGAAGAACGACAAAACUGACAAGGCCAAAAAACCUGCAGCUAAACCAGCAGCUACCAGCAAGGACCUCAGCAGCAGCCCAGAGAAGAAGAGCAAGCCCGUUGCCGGGGCGACCAAACUGGUCGCGGCCAAGCCUCGGCCGAGCUCAGUGGCAUCAGCGUCUGCAACUGUUGCCCCCAAACGUCCGACCCCAGCCUCCACCACCACUGCCUCCACCCUCAGUAAAAGAGCCCCUGUGCCUAAGGCCCCUACCCCUUCCACUAUCCCAAAGCGGCCCUCGACCGCCACCACCCGAACCCCCACCUCUACCAUCUCCUCCACAGCUGCCAGAGAGGUCAAACCCAAGACCACCACAGAGAAGCGCCCCCCAGUGCCAAAGGCGAGUACUGCCACCCCCUCAGCCCGCGUCACAGCCACUAAGAACGGCACCACCACUGCCACAGCAACCAGCAAAACUACCACGGCAACCCGCACGUCACUCACAGCCCGCACCACAGCGAGCGCUCCGACAGCACGGCGCUCCAUGGCAGCGAAGACUGACAGUAAACCUGGAGAGGAGAAGAAACCCAGCACUCUGAGGAGCUCAGACUCCAAGACCACCUCCAGGCCCUCGACGAGCGCCAGCACUGGGGCCGCUGCCCGCCCACGCCCCACCACCACCACCACCACCACCAGGACCCCCAGCAGCACUGCCCCGUCCUCCUCCUCCGUGCCUGAGAGGAAACCCCCCGUGCCCCGCGCGCCCCGCCCCAGCACCGCCGCCAAGACCCGCCCGGCCACCGCACCCACACCCGACGUCCGCAAUGCCCGCUCCAAGAUCGGCUCCACGGACAACAUGAAGCACCAGCCUGGCGGAGGAAGGGUGUCGGCGUCUCUCAGCAAGACCGACUCCAAAGACAAAGUUCAGAUAGUCUCCAAAAAGGUGGACUACAGCCACGUCACCUCCCGCUUGGGCUCCAAGGACAAUAUCAAGCAUGUUCCUGGGGGAGGGAACGUCCAGAUCCUCAGUAAGAAGAUGGAUGUUAGUAAGGUGACCUCAAAAUGUGGUUCCAAAGACAACAUUAAGCACAAGCCAGGUGGCGGAGAAGUGAAGAUUGAGUCUCACAAGGUGGCCGUCAAGGGCCAGCCAAAAGUGGGCUCCAUGGAGAACGUCAAGCAUGAACCUGGUGGUGGUAACAUUAAGGCUGAGGGGGCGCAGGAGGCAGCCGAGGGCACAGGGGCUCCCUCUAGUGGCGGCCAGGCUGAGGUGCCGGUGGCCAGCCCCAUGCCGGCCCAAGCACAGGCCCAGGAGAAUGGGCUGAUGAAGGAAGGGCCACCCUGCGGGAGCGAGGGGCUCCGGGACCCCCAGCAGGGCCUGGACUCACGCAUCCCUGAAACAAAUUGAGUCUUUCAAGCUCAACUUCCGUGAGAACGCGCGCUCUCGCACGGACCACGGCGCCGACAUCAUAUCCUGGCCAGCCCUGGGUGACAGCCCUGCCCACAGACCCCCCCUCCACCACCCAACCCCCCGCAGCAUCUCGCUCCACGACUCCCUGGCAUCUGCCAUGCCCCGGUCCCGCUCCCUCUGCCCCCUCCCCCUCACCCCCCCUCAGGAGGAGCAUCGGGGCAACGAGGGCAACCUCGCCGAACACCACAGGACGUGACCCCUCCUCCCACCUACCCGACAUCCAUCCCAACCCACCACCACCCUCAUUUCAUCCCAACCUGAUCCCUCUUCACGGUCUGCUCUCCCCUAAUGCUGUCUGUGUGUCCUCUUACCCCCUGUUCCUUCCUGACUCACCCUUAUUGGCUGAGCUGGUAUUUGGCUGUAUAUAUGCUGAGCUUCGGGCCGGGCAAGGGUUUUAUGAUGAAGGGGGGCGAGGGGUGGGUUUCGAGGCUUCCUGGAGUUUCACUACUGUGCUCGCCUGUAUCUCUCCGGUUCUAAACUAAAUGACUUUGUGUUUGGGGCUCUUUGUGGUGGGAGGGUUUAGCAGCUGGACCUCUUGGUUCUGGGGACAGCUUGUUUGUUUGUUUGUUUGUUUGUUUGUUAUAUUUCCCUGCUGGGUGACAUUCACAGAGUCCUGUGUUCUCCCUCUGCUGCCUCUUUCCCACAGUGUUCACAGUGAACUCAACCAUCUUCAUCCUCUUCCUCCUCCUCCUCCUCCUCUGACUCCCACUGUCUUCUCUGCUCCAUCUCACUCAUAUUUACUCACAGCGCAGAACACCUCAGUCUUAUUUACAGUUUAGCAUCUGGUAAACGCAGUAUAUCCCUCUGGCUGUAGUGAUUUAAAACAAGACAAACACAAAAAAAAAAAAAAAACAGUGAAUUGUGAAUCCUGUAUCAUGUUCAACACUGACUCGUUUAACACUAUCAUAUAUUAUUCACACCACAUGGCGUAUAGAGUUGCUGGUUUGGCUGUAGGCCAUUAAGCGUCCUUACAUUGUGAGUAUCUGGGCUGAUGUAUGUAUUCCCUCUCAUUUCACACAUUCUUCGGCUCCCCUGUGUGGCAACCUUGUGUCCUGCCUGUUCAGUAUGAGAGCAUUCACAUUCACAAUAUAUAGUCUCUUUUAGCAGUUAGGCUCUUUAAAACUCUAAAAAAACUCUGUGUUUCGUGAUGGUGUGUUUGAGUGAUAAUUGUAACACUGAGCUUUGUUGUUGCGUUAAUUUCUGUUCUUUGGAUUUGUUUCUUCUGAGGAUUUUUCUGGCUUUUUGGGUUUUCCUUCACUAGUCUUUGGUUUUAGUUCUGUAUAUUUUCCCUGUCUCUCGGUCUCUCUAUCUGUCUUUUUCUCUCAGCUCUUGGUUUUCCUCAUUCUCUUGAAGCAAUACGACGUUUGCCUACAAGGAUGCACAAAUCCUCGCAGCUACACGCACACAUUUUCAGACCACAGCAGAUCCAUUCUGAUCUGGUUUAGAUCCGGGUAGUAGCAGGCCUAAUGGGCACUGCUCUUUUCUGAAGCCCAAGACUGAGGUAGUAUGUCGACAAGAGAAGGAUACAGGUUCAAGUCGCAAAUCAGUAAGGUUGUAAGGUGUGUUGACCUUCAUGUUUUUAACGGUUAACUGAAACAAUUACCUAGCUUUGAACGGUUGAUGUGUUACAGUUGGUUUAGAUCGACUUGUUUUCUGCUUUGACAUGUUUGAAUAGUAAGGCUCGUGGAAGUUGUACUUAGGGGCUGAGGAUGUGUCUGCGUCUGGUGAAGGAAGUUGGAGAGCUAGUGUUCAGUAUGUGCCUCCUUCUCUCUUUCAUUUCUUACCUGAAAUCCUACAAGGAACGUCGACCCACAACAAUAACACACAGGGUCCUGUCAAGGGAGAGAUACGUAGACUAACAGAAUGUUAUCCUUUGAAACUACAAAACUUAAUCAACCAAUAUUCGUGCUUCAGGAGAAUCCUUCUGAACAGUGUACUCGUGACUAGCCGUGCUUGCUAUCCUGUGGCUGGUGUCCUCUUUCUGAGACGUGUUGUGUUAGUUUGGCACGGUUUUGGACAAGUGCCAGAAAACGGCAUGUUGGUGUUUCAUCAGGACUUGAUGAGUGGACUCGUAGAUGAAGCUUACUCCUCAAGUAGCACUUUUUUUCGUACAGUUGCCUCUAAAUAGCCUUUGUUGUGCGUUGACAAAUAUCGUGCUGUUUUUUCCCCCUAAAAGCCUACACGUACAUGCUUAUAAACAGUAUUUAUAUAAUGACUUGCGUUUCUGUGGCUUAGACUCCAGGUUCUUCUGAAUGUUGAUAAGCGUUCGACUUUUGAGAGGAGGCUGGUGAGGACAGUGUGUUGAAGAUUGACUCAAGUUUGCAGGAUUGUGCGCCUUUUCAUUUUCUUUCUCAUAGACAGGCAUAGGACAAGACCCACACACAGAAUGGAGUUGCAAAGAUUUUGAAUAUCAAGAAGUAACCACACACAAGAACAAAACGAGAUGUACUUUAGAAGGAAUCAGGAAUCAGGAUACAUGCACAGCCUGAUUUCCUAACAAAAAAACCUUACAGAUAUGCUGAGCUAUUUUAAGUACUCUAUUUUAAGCACCUUAAGGCUUAGCAAUGUCACAGAGAGUCGUGAGUGAAGGUAUCCUUUGAGAACUGCUUCUAGUCUGUGGAGGUGAUUCAGUGCCCCAAACUUGUGAUUGCUAGUGCAAGGAUAAUCUGUAGAAUUGGCCUCGGACAGCUUUGAAAUAUUUAUUCUAUUUGUAAGGGUUCCCUGAAGAACUUUCCUUUGUUCGCUGUUGUAGCCAAGACAUAGCAAUACUAAUACAUUAAAUAAUGAUGUAUGAAUAAUGAUUUAUCAUUGUGCUGAACAAAUAUCCCAAGUUGAUUUAUUAUUUUAAUUAUGUAUUUUCCUCUAAAAAAUAUUACUAUGGUUGUGUGCCUGAAUGAGUUUAUCUAAAGCGAAGCCGGCAGCUUCUGUAGUUGAUAUGACCCACAUGAUGACCAGGGUCGGACCAGAUUCCGGUGUGGUGGGGGAGGGGCUCAGUGUCUGUGGACUGCAGGUUGCCGUCUGUUAGACAGGGGUUCCCUUGGUGAACCGCUCUCUGCCGGUUCCCAGUGACCUAGCUGGUGAUCACGGCCGCGUUUUACAGGUGGCUACAGUUACUCACACUUGUGUUUAUCCUGCUGGUUCUGGUAUCUACGACAGUUACCACUCACACUAACCCCACCAUUACUGACGCUUUAGGCUUGCAGUUCUCCCUCUGUAAUCACUUCGAUUUGUAUAUAAAUAUAUAUAUUUUACAGUUUAUAAACCCUUUCUCAUGAUCAGAUACACACGCCAUGCAACGCAUCAUGUAAUGUUAGAAUAUAAACAAAAGCAAUUAUAUGCUAUCAGUGAAAGCACAUUGACGGUUGAAGAGAAGCUACAUCAUUGCUUUUUGCAACUUUAUGUACCCUUCUGAUUUUUAGGGAGAUUUUUUUCCAUUGCUAUAGCAAAUGUGAUCAAUUAAAAAGGGCUAAGUAAACGAAUGUUUUUAAAGCAGAACUUUUAAAAGGCACCAAACUGAAGUUUGUUCUGAUCUUAGUGUGUUACUUGCAUUUUGGUUUGAUAGUUGAGGGCCAGGAGAGGCGUGGAGGAGUAGUUCUCCAGAGUGGUUCCCCACCCAGUUUAUUUUGAGCGUUUCAGUAAGUUUAAUUUAUGAAGGGAAAACUUCAUGCCUACCCUGUCCACCUGCGCUACAACAUUAGUCUUAAAAGAACAAUAAAGCCCUGAAAAAGCACAAGCUCUGGGCCAGCCUUUUCUGGCAUCUGUGGAUGUGAUGGCAUCCUCUUAGAUUGACUCACACGUUGAAGAGAAGUACAGGAAUAGGACUGGUUAGCACUGACUGAUGUGUGCCCGGGACACCCUGUGGAACAGGAAGUGAUUGGAGAGGUCAAAGGUCAUUGUCUGUGUUACCCACACAAGGAUGAUGCCACCAUUGGCCACAAGGCGCUCAUCUGAAGCUGGCAAGAAUGUCCUGUCUUUUAAUGGCCUGGAGAGAUAUACUCCCUCUGCUACCACUCUCUCUGUAAGACUAACAGUUAGCUGUCUGUUCUGAAUCCUGGUCGGAGUCACCCCUAGUCCAGCUUAUAUGGUUAGCGCACGCCUAGUGUGCAAGCAUACUAAUAGAACACAUCUAUAGAGCAUGCAAAAAAACCAGUGGGAUACUGUUAGAUAGACUUGUCAUUUGCAGACAUUGCCAUUUGCAAACCUUUUUGUCUGUUUUUGUUAUUUUUUUUUUUCUUUUUUGUUUUGAUUUUUUUUUUUUUCAUUAAUUCAGAAUUGUUUUGUUUGUUUGAAAGAAGUGUUUAUUGUGGUUAAUUGUUAACUAGUGAUGUGAUUAUUAAACAAUAAAUAAACAUUAAAAAUGUUUAAAAGCA
Molecule: messenger RNA, 8820 nt
Organism: Alosa sapidissima (American shad)
Lineage: Eukaryota; Metazoa; Chordata; Actinopteri; Clupeiformes; Clupeidae
Exons: 18
Coding region: 92-4387 (1431 amino acids)
Biological process (GO): neuron projection development; microtubule cytoskeleton organization
Cellular component (GO): neuron projection
Molecular function (GO): microtubule binding
Source: RefSeq, a predicted model, not a curated record